Anolis sagrei ordinatus is the source of this 2877-nucleotide messenger RNA. It is a transcript of the gene MVP, whose product is annotated as major vault protein. The record is from RefSeq and is a predicted model, not a curated record. Gene Ontology annotation, cellular component: nucleus; cytoplasm. Lineage: Eukaryota; Metazoa; Chordata; Lepidosauria; Squamata; Anolidae.
GUUUGCUCCUCCUCUACCAGGAAAUAAAUCUUUAGGGAGGGGGGAUUUUUGCCUAACCCACAAGAGGAUAUAGCAGAAAGAGAAAACAAGCUCUCUUGCACGGUCAAGUUGCUCUAGGCUUGUCCAGGAGUUAAGCCUGAAGUUUACAUUUUCAGCAGGAUUUAGGUCUGAAGACAAAAUGGCUGCUGAAUCCAUCAUCCGGAUCCCACCAUACCAUUAUACUCAUGUCUUGGACCAGAACUCAAACGUGACUCGGGUGGAGGUGGGGCCCAAGACUUACAUCCGUCAGGACAAUGAGAGGAUCAUAUUUCCACCUGUUAAGAUGGUCAUGGUCCCCCCACGCCAUUACUGCAUCAUCCUCAACCCAGUCAUCCGUGGAGUAGACGGUGCCAUCCAGCUUGACCCAGUGGGGCAAGUGCGACUCAGGCAUGCUGAUCUAGAGAUCCGACUGGCUCAAGAUCCCUUCCCUUUGUAUCCAGGGGAGGAACUGAAGCAGGGUGUUACCCCACUGCAGGUUGUGUUAGCUAACACUGCCCUCCACCUGAAAGCCCUCUUGGACUUUGAGACUGACCAAGGAGACAAAUAUGUUGCUGGAGAUGAAUGGCUGUUUGAAGGGCCUGGCACUUACAUCCCACGAAAGGAGGUAGAGGUGGUGGAGACCAUCCAGGCCACCAUCAUUCGGCCUAACCAAGCCAUAAGACUGCAGGCGCGGAAAGAAUGCAAGGACAGGGAAGGGAAUAAACGUGUGACAGGUGAGGAGUGGUUGGUGAAGCGGGUUGGCGCUUACCUGCCUGGAGUGUAUGAAGAAGUUGUUGAUACCGUGGAUGCCUUUAUCCUGACUGAAAAGAAAGCGCUCCACCUCCGGGCCACAAAGACCUUCCAGGACUCCCAAGGCACUCUCAGGAAGACUGGGGAAGAAUGGCUGGUCACCAUGGCUGAUACCGAGGCCCAUAUCCCAGACGUUUAUGAGGAAGUGGUGGGAGUGGUUGACAUCACCACCCUGAACAGCCGCCAGUACUGCGUGGUUUUUGAUCCAGUGGGUGACGAUGGCAAGCCCCAACUUGGGCAGAAGAAGGUGAUCAAGGGAGAGGUUUCCUUUUUCCUGAGGCCCGGAGAGUGGCUGGAACAAGGCAUCCAAGAUGUAUACAUCCUUUCAGAAGAAGAAGGCCUUCUGCUGCGGGCUCUUUGCCUUAUGGAAGACAUUAAUGAGGAUGACAAGAAGGUGCUCCGCAAGCCAGGCGACCGUUGGUUGAUCCGGGGCCCUUUGGAGUACGUGCCGCCAGCGGAGGUGGAAGUCAUGGAGCAGCGCCACUCCAUCCCUUUAGCGGAGAACGAGGGCAUCUAUGUGCGGGAUAUCAAGACUGGGAAGGUCCGCGCUGUUAUCGGCCACACUUACAUGCUUUCCCAGGAUGAAGAGCUAUGGGAGAAGGACCUGCCUUCCCAUGUGGAGGCCUUGUUGACCUCAGAAAGGAAUCCAGUAGUGGAUCGUUCCCGGGACCCAUCUGAUGGAAGCAGUCCAGUUUACCGCGACAGGACACGGGCCGUGUCCUACCGAGUCCCCCACAACGCAGCUGUGCAGGUGUAUGACUACAAAGAACGUAAAUCCAGGGUGGUUUUUGGACCAGAGCUGGUGCUUUUGGGGCCCGAUGAGCAGUUCACAGUGCUGAGCCUGUCGGGGGGCCGACCCAAACGCCCUCAUGCCCGCCGUGCCCUCUGCCUCCUCCUGGGACCUGACUUCUGCACUGACAUUAUCACCAUUGAAACGGCUGAUCACGCCCGCCUGCAGCUCCAGCUGGCCUACAACUGGCACUUUGAGAUACCUGCUGCGGCCGAAGCAUCCCGCCUGUUUUGCGUCCCAGAUUUUGUGGGUGAUGCCUGCAAGACAUUGGCUUCGCGCAUCAGGGGAGCAGUAGCUGCUGUCACAUUUGAUGACUUCCAUAAGAACUCAAACCGCCUGAUCUGCGCCGCCGUGUUUGGCUUCGAUGGGGAAGGGACGCUGCGCACCUCCUUGCGCUUUGCCCCCAACGGCCUUGUCAUCAGCAGCAUCGAUAUCCAGAGUGUGGAGCCCGUGGAUCAGAGGACCCGAGAUUCCCUCCAGCGCAGUGUGCAGCUCGCCAUUGAGAUCACCACCAACUCCCAGGAGGCAGCGGCCCGGCACGAGGCAGAGAGGUUGGAACAGGAGGCCCGAGGACGCCUUGAGCGGCAGAAAAUCCUGGACCAGGCUGAGGCUGAGCGGGCCAGGAAGGAGCUGCUGGAACUGGAAGCACUCAGCACGGCAGUGGAGAGCACCGGAUCUGCUAAAGCCGAGGCCCAAUCACGAGCAGAAGCAGCGCGGAUUGAAGGCGAAGGCGCCGUCCUGCAGGCCAAGCUGAAGGCAGAGGCGACGGCCAUAGAGACUGAAUCUGAGCUGCAGCGCCUGGCACAGGCACGGGAACAGGAGUUGCGCUUCUCCAAGGCUCAGGCCGACUUGGACGUUGCCCGGGCUGAGGCUUUGGCUACUGUCGAAGUGAAGAAAUUUGAGGCCGUGAUCAAGUCACUGGGAGCCAACACGAUCCGGGACAUUGCGGUGGCCGGGCCUGAGAUGCAGGCGAAACUGCUCCAGGGCCUGGGCAUCCAGUCUACGCUCAUCACAGAUGGAUCCUCUCCUAUCAACCUCUUCACGGCCGCAGGAGGGCUACUGGGCAUCCUCCCCAAACCUUCAGAGUCCUGAUAAGAGACCAAAGAUAGGGGAACGCUUUUCGGCCAGACCUUCUUCAAGUGCCUUAGCGAUGAGAAGGGGCCAAGUUAAGCAUUUCCUUCUUGCCUGGACCCCACUCUACAAUGUGUGCCUUUUCGACGUAGACAAAAAAAAGCAUACAAUAAACCUGAUUCACUGCA